Molecule: messenger RNA, 981 nt
Organism: Alnus glutinosa
Lineage: Eukaryota; Viridiplantae; Streptophyta; Magnoliopsida; Fagales; Betulaceae
Product: thioredoxin-like protein YLS8
Exons: 4
Coding region: 342-770 (142 amino acids)
Biological process (GO): mRNA splicing, via spliceosome
Cellular component (GO): spliceosomal complex; U5 snRNP; U4/U6 x U5 tri-snRNP complex
Source: RefSeq, a predicted model, not a curated record
AAAACCUAAUCAGACCUUCUAUCUCAGGAGAGUCAGACGGCGAACGCCCCCCUCUCUCUCUCUCUCCGGCACUCUCUUUACGGCCGGCCGUCCUUCUUCACCGGGGCCGUCUCCACCGGCCGGCAGCUCUCUCGUUCGUUCUUCACCGGCGCCCACCACCAAGCAGUGUUGCUGCCCACCACCCGACCUAUCUCUCAACUUCACGAGGUUGUGUAUUCAAUCGGCCAUUGGGCUUCUAGAGGCUUCUCUCCUUGGAUCCCAAGGCCAUACUACACAAAAACGUUUGAAUCAAAACGCAGAAAGGAAAUAGGAGAGCAUAAGCGCACAAGGAGAAACGUAGGAUGUCGUACUUGCUACCACACUUGCACUCUGGAUGGGCCGUAGAUCAGGCCAUCCUGGCUGAGGAAGAGCGACUCGUCAUCAUCCGCUUCGGCCACGACUGGGACGAGACAUGCAUGCAGAUGGAUGAAGUGCUAGCAUCUGUUGCCGAGACAAUUAAGAACUUUGCUGUUAUUUAUCUUGUGGACAUCACGGAGGUGCCCGAUUUUAACACAAUGUACGAGCUGUAUGACCCAUCCACUGUCAUGUUCUUCUUCAGGAACAAGCACAUUAUGAUUGACCUUGGCACUGGAAAUAACAACAAAAUUAAUUGGGCUCUCAAAGACAAGCAAGAGUUCAUUGACAUUGUGGAGACGGUUUACCGUGGGGCAAGGAAGGGACGGGGUCUGGUGAUUGCUCCAAAGGACUACUCCACCAAGUACCGCUACUAAGUCCAUGUGCAAGUUGUAUUUGACUUGAGGUUUGUAAGAUCAGAUCUUGAAAAUCUGUUGCAUAAUAUUGCACAUUCUCUGGAAGUUAAUUCGAAAAUUUGUAAGAUUGGAUCUUAAUAACCUAUUGCUUGAAACUUGAAUUCUCUAAAAAUCAAUGUUUGGGGAUAUCCUUGAUUCAAGGAGUUUCACAAGGAGUUCUUUACAUCGGAAA